AUGCGCGAGUCUUCCUCUCCUUCUUCUGAUGAGGAGUCCAUGACUGAGGAAGAAAUGGAAAAACUAUUAGAACAAGUAGAUGAAAAGAAGAAGUUAAUAGCAACCAUAAGAAACAAGCCCUGGCGUAUGAAGAAAAAAUUGGCUAUUUUAAGAGAAGCUCAGAAGUUUGUGGAGAAAUUUGAAGGAGCACUGGGAAAAGGCAAAGGAAAGAAGUUUUAUGCAUACAAAGUAAUGAUGCUAAAGAAAUGGAUAAAGUUUAAAAGGGACUUUGAAAAUUUUAGAACAGCCUGCAUACCGUGGGAAAUGAAGAUUAAAGAAGUAGAAAGUCAUUUUGGUUCAUCUGUAGCCUCAUACUUUAUAUUCCUGAGAUGGAUGUAUGGUGUGAAUCUAGUUCUGUUUGGUCUAAUUUUUGGUCUUGUUGUAAUACCAGAGAUCUUAAUGGGACUGCCUUAUGGAAGUUUACCUAGAAAGACUGUACCGAGAGCUGAAGAGAAAAAAGCAAUGGAUUUCGCUGUGCUUUGGGAUUUUGAGGGUUAUGCCAAAUAUUCUGUCUUAUUUUAUGGUUUUUAUAAUAACCAGCGAUCUAUUGGUUGGUUGAAGUUCAGGCUGCCUUUGUCCUAUUUCCUUGUCGGAGUUGGUGUUUUUGGAUACAGCCUAAUGGUUGUCAUUAGAACAAUGGCCAGCAAUGCCAAUGAAAGCACAGGCGACGGAGAUGAUGGGAAUUAUAAUUUUAGCUUUAAAAUGUUUACAAGUUGGGAUUAUCUGAUUGGUAACCCAGAGACAGCAGAUAAUAAAUUUGCCUCCAUUACCACCAGUUUUAAGGAAUCAAUUGUAGAUGAAGAAGAAAGCCACAAAGAUGAAAAUAUCCAUCUUACAAGAUUCCUCAGGGUUCUGGCCAACUUGAUGAUAAUAUGUUGCUUGUGCGGAAGUGGCUAUCUUAUUUACUUUGUAGUCAAACGUUCUCAAACAUUUUCAAAAAUGCAGAAUGUGGGAUGGUAUGAAAGGAAUGAGGUUGAGAUUGUCAUGUCCUUGCUGGGAAUGUUUUGUCCACCACUGUUUGAAACAAUUGCAAAUUUGGAAGAUUACCACCCCCGUGUGGCACUGAAGUGGCAGCUGGGGAGGAUCUUUGCUCUUUUUCUUGGCAAUCUAUAUACGUUUUUACUUGCCUUGAUGGAUGAUGUCAAUGAGAAGCUAGCCCAGGAGGACAAAGUAAAAAAUAUUACUUAUUGGACCCUAUAUAACUACUACAACUCAUCCUAUGUUAUAAAUGGAAGCAAUGCUACUCCUCCCCCACUGCCCCCAUCAGAUGUGCCGCGGGGACCAUGCUGGGAGACCAAUGUCGGAGUCGAAUUUGUUAGGCUGACUGUGUCGGACAUACUUGUUACAUAUGUCACCAUCCUAGUUGGGGACUUCCUCCGUGCCUGUUUUGUCAGAUUUAUGAACUACUGCUGGUGUUGGGACUUGGAGGCUGGCUUUCCCUCAUAUGCAGAAUUUGACAUUAGCGGUAAUGUGCUGGGAUUGGUCUUCAAUCAAGGGAUGAUAUGGAUGGGUUCAUUUUAUGCCCCUGGAUUAAUUGGAAUAAAUGUUCUCAGAUUAUUAACCUCCAUGUACUUCCAAUGCUGGGCAGUUAUGAGCAGUAAUGUUCCUCAUGAACGGGUCUUCAAAGCAUCUAAAUCAAAUAACUUCUACAUGGGACUGCUUCUCCUCAUUCUCUUCUUGAGUCUUCUGCCAGUGGCCUACACAAUUAUGUCUCUCCCGCCCUCAUAUGACUGUGGUCCUUUCAGUGGGAAGAAAAGAAUGUUUGAUGUCAUCCAAGAAACAAUGGAGAACGACUUUCCACCUUUUGUUGCCAAAAUUCUGAGUUCUAUAGCAAAUCCUGGUCUAAUUAUACCAGCCAUUCUCCUUAUGGUGUUAGCUAUUUAUUACCUCAAUGCGGUUUCAAAAGCAUAUCAACAGGCAAACAUAGACCUGAAGAAAAAAAUGCAAAUGCAAAGGGAAGAGGAAAAAAAUAAAAGAAACAACAACACUCAAGCUAAUUCUGUAAUGAGAGACUUAGAAGAACUGCUUCCCCCAAGUGCAAGGAAUGCUGUAAGACUUCAAGCAGCUGCAACAGAAAACCAGUCUAGUCCUGCACAAAAUUCUACAAUAGCAGAGAUAAACACAGGAACUGUAAAUAGCAGUGGGCAAGGAUUUCCUAGAAAAGAGAGUUCACUGAUGCCAACACCGCGGAUAGCUGUUACCAGUCCUCCCGUGCCAAGACAAAUGGGACAUUCCAUUGGAGGGCCUGCACGUUUUCCUGGGCCUUACUCACAUGGACCACACCCAAGACGUUAA
Bombina bombina (fire-bellied toad) is the source of this 2334-nucleotide messenger RNA. RefSeq names its product transmembrane channel like 2 (gene TMC2). Lineage: Eukaryota; Metazoa; Chordata; Amphibia; Anura; Bombinatoridae. Gene Ontology annotation, biological process: vestibular reflex; detection of mechanical stimulus involved in sensory perception of sound. The coding region runs from base 1 to 2334 and encodes 777 amino acids. The record is from RefSeq and is a predicted model, not a curated record. Gene Ontology annotation, cellular component: plasma membrane. Gene Ontology annotation, molecular function: mechanosensitive monoatomic ion channel activity. The transcript is spliced from 18 exons.